This is a messenger RNA of Setaria italica (foxtail millet), 664 nucleotides long. RefSeq lists its product as uncharacterized. The coding region runs from base 127 to 531 and encodes 134 amino acids. NCBI's taxonomy places the organism in Eukaryota, Viridiplantae, Streptophyta, Magnoliopsida, Poales, Poaceae. The transcript is spliced from 5 exons. The record is from RefSeq and is a predicted model, not a curated record.
CAGAUUUCAAAUCGCUCAGAGAUGUAACAAUUCAGAUGCGUUGACAACAUCACAACGUCCGCAGGCGCAGGCAGGCAGCAUCACAACAUCCCCGCUCCUGCCAGCGGACUGGAUCCACCCUGAGCCAUGUCUUCCCGGUCGCCGAAGCAUCCGCCCCACCGGAGUCUACGGCGAUUCCCCUCCGCCUGCUGUCUCCUAGUCCUCACGCUCGCUCUCCUCUUCGCCUCCGCCGCAGCCAAGUCUUCUCGGCGCCCCAUCUCCGACAACGAGAUACGGCAGAAGAAGGAGGCCUGCUACACGGACGUCGAGAACGGGCUCUGGGGGUGGGUGUGCAGGUCCUCGCCAACGGAGAAGGAGAACUGCGUGCUGCGCUGCCUCUCCCCGGAGUGCUACGACCUCAUCUACGGCGGCGACCCGCUUGAGGAAGGGGAACUGGAUUAUGUCCGGAGCCAGGAGUACAAGUACUGCAUGCACAAAUCAUCCCUUGGAGAAAGCUUGGAUGGCGUGAAGGGGUCCUUCAGCUAUUCGUGAAGGAAACAAGAAGAAAAAGGUGCUGUUGGUAAACUUUAUUCUGUACUCUUGAACAUAUAUGCAUAUAUAUAUGUGUACUACUUUGUUUAGACCUUGAACCCAACAUAUAUACUGGCUUUUGCCAUUUGCUGAA